Acanthosepion pharaonis is the source of this 792-nucleotide messenger RNA. NCBI's taxonomy places the organism in Eukaryota, Metazoa, Mollusca, Cephalopoda, Sepiida, Sepiidae. The record is from the annotation of a GenBank genome assembly.
AUGGAACAUAAACCACUUUCAAUACCAGUUGCUUCUGUGUUUCAUGCAGUCUCUUAUAAGUUUACAACGUGCAUCUCGCUUUUGUCUUUUUUCCUCAUUCUGUUCAUAAAUAUCAAUUUAACUAUUGUUUAUCCCUAUCUAUCUAUCUAUCUAUCUAUCUAUCUAUCUAUCUAUCUAUGUAGAUAUAAGCCAGCUGCUGUUGUUGCUGCUCCAGUUCCUGCUGCGACGGUUGCCGCUGCUGCUGUUCUCGCUGCUGAUCCCGCAACUUUUGUCGCUGCUCCCGCCGCCGCUUCACCUGCUACUGCUGCUUCAGCUGCUUUUCCUUAUCCGGGAGCUACUACUGCUGCUGCUGCUGCUGGAGAGGUGAGGUUGCCACUUUUGCUCUCCUCGUCAUCACUUCCGUCCAUUCGCUACCGGAAGCUUUCUUCGUUGAUUCUUCUCUGGGCACCUCUGAUGAUGGUACCGGUGCCUGCUUCGUCGACGGUGCUGGCUUCUUGCCUCAUUAUUUUCAUGGUGAGGGUGCAUCCGAUCAGCGCCUUUGCAGCUUCCUCCGUUGCCAACAAAAUGUCCCAGCAAGCGUUUGAUCUGCGUGCCAAGACCUUGGCCCCGAUGUUCAAAGCCUUUAGGGCUUCUUCCAUCGGAUCCCUAUUGACCGGUAUGAAUUUCCUGGUCUUAAUAUCGACAGUCAAUAGGGAGAUUGUCCUUGUUGUCACAGUCUCCAUGACCGAAGGCAUUGGUACAAGUCCAUCUUUCGCAAUGAACUCCUUAAACUCUUCGCGACGACUCCUGUAA